CUCACUGACGCCUGUGUCUGUUACUGCCGGGGGUGCUGCAAUCCCGAAGGGUGGGUGUUUCCUAGGUAAGGGCGGAAGGGUUGAACCCCAACGCGCGGGGUGGGGAAAAGAUGCUCUCGUGCAGGGGCGCCAGCGAUCUUCGCUUUCCGGGUUCAUUAAUUCUUCUCUUUCUGUCGUAGAAUAAACAAAUAAAUGUUCGGUUUCAAAACAUAAAUCACAGAGCUGUUGUUUCUAGGAAGUUGUUGCUUUCCUGUGAGCUGUACCCAUUGUUUAUUUAACACUGAACAUUCUGUUUUUGAAUCAAAGGUAGUUGAAAUUUUUUGCCGUUCGUUUUAACAUUUUAUUCUUCGGAAUGAUGGAUUUCCUUUUGGCGAUAGGAACGGAAAUGUUUACGGAAGAAAUGUUUUUAAGAGAAGUGAAUAGAAAUAAGCCAUUUUGAGGAAGCCAUGGCAAAAUCAAUUACAAAGCACAGAGUUUGUUCUCGGCAAUCUUCGGUAUCUUCUCUGUUAGCAAGCUACAGCCUGAGUGGUAGUAAUUCCUCUAACUCUGAUGGCUCGUUUCAGUAUAAGGAUAAACUGUAUAGUUCUGCAUCUCAGGCUCUACAGGCCUAUAUUGAUGAUUUUGAUUUAAGCCAAAUGUAUCCUGGUGCAAGCACUGGAAAGAUUAACAUUGAAAGACGUUCCGCUAAUAUGCCAGAAUUCUCCAACUAUAUUUAUAAACCAAAGAAUGCUUUUGAAAAUCUUGAUCCCAAAAAAUGCUCCUCUUCAUCCUGUAGAAGAAAGACUGUUAAUGACAUAGACUCCAUUAGCCUAACAACUGAUGAUCUAUUAAAACUUCCAGCAGAUGGAUCAUUUUCUUUAACUUGCAUUGGAUCAAGUCACCGAAUUAGCAAGAAAAACAAGAAAUGCAUUCGAAGACUGAGUUCAUCGGAUACUGAAAAGAAUCAAAAUUUUCAAGAACCUUCUAUUCCCAUGUGCAAAGAUAACUUAGUUACUCCUGUUGUAUACACAAAUAUAAAUGGAAAGCAACGUGGUAGGCUAAAAAACCCAAAACUUGUGAAUAAGACUAAUAAGUGGGUUUCUGAACCAUCUUUAUCAUUUUUCAAGAAGUUGUCUUUCAAAGACAGUUCAGAACACAAACUUGAAAAGAAUUACCCAAGAUGGCUCACUAGCCAGAAAUCUGACCUUAAUGUUUCAGGAAUAACUAGUCUACCUGAUUUCACAUACCCAGUCUGGCUCCACCAUCAAGACUUGCUACCUGAUACAAAUAGUCAAAGGAUUUCUAAAAUAUUUAAAGAAGAUCAGUGUUCCCCUAGACAUAGUUACCAGGCACAAAGAACUUCUCGACUUAUGAAUAAAUUAGAUAGUUUUGAAUAUUCUUUUGAACCCUCAAACAUUUCAGACUCCUUGAGUGAUGAUAAAGGAUUAAUUAAUGAAUAUAAAUGUGAUUCUGAACAUAGCCAGUGUCAAUGUGAGAAUCCACUUCUCCCAGGACAAACCAAAAAGCCAUUCAGUGGUGACAAAAUUGAAUUGCUUAUCCUGAAGGCCAAGAGAAAUCUAGAGCAUUGUACUAAAGAGUUACCGAAGUCUACAAAGAAGGAUGAUAGUCCUUGUUCAUUAGAUAAACUUGAAGCAGAAAGAUCAUGGGAAAAUAUUCCUGUUACUUUCAAAUCUCCUGUUCCUGUUAAUUCUGAUGAUAGUCCUCAACAAACUUCAAGGCCAAAGUGUGCUAAAGGGUUCCUUGAAGAUUUUUUAAAUAAUGAUAAUCAGAGCUGUACCCUUUCUGGAGGGAAACAUCAUGGUCCUGUUGAAGCACUGAAACAAAUGUUAUUUAAUCUUCAAGCAGUACAAGAAAGUUUUAAUCAGAAUAAAACAGCAGAACUGAAAGAAGAGAUUAAGCAAGUUUCAGAAGAUAAUUUCUCUAAAUUACAGUUGAAGGAAAGUAUGGUUCCUAUUACUAGGUCACUUCAAAAGGCUUUGCACCAUUUAUCUCGCCUGAGAGACCUGGUUGAUGAUACCAGUGGGAAACAGUCACCGAAAAUGUGAAGAGGAAAAUAAAACAGUCCAACCAAUAAAUAGUCAUCACAGAACAAAGAUGUAUUUUUUUUCCUGUUCCUUAAACUGACAAAGAAAUUAUAAGCCAUACAUUAUUCUGUGAUUGGUUCAAGUAUUAUAUAUUUUUUAAAAAACAAACUUGAAAAUAUGCAUAGGUUUUGUGACCUAUCCUCAUUUAAUGCCAAAAUACCAGAAUGUGAACUGGAAGGACCCAUACUGUGUCCUACAGUCUGACUUUGGUCUUCAGGCCAGCAAAUGUCCAAUAUUCAAAGGUGGAUGAUGUCUGUUAUUGAAGCUUAUGUGCACUUAAUCUUCUUGAGCAUCCUCAUCAUUUUAUCAUCUAGUUCUAGAUUAUUAAGAAACUCUUCCUUGUUUCUAUCCAAAAUCUCUUAAGUAGACAUUUUGAUAUAAUUAGCAUCUCCAUUUAAGUAGGCUAGAGGAAUAUCAAAAUUGUUCUUGUGUAUCUUAUCCAUAUAG
This is a messenger RNA of Callorhinus ursinus (northern fur seal), 2531 nucleotides long. The record is from RefSeq and is a predicted model, not a curated record. NCBI's taxonomy places the organism in Eukaryota, Metazoa, Chordata, Mammalia, Carnivora, Otariidae.